AUGGAAAAGCAAAAGCUCUCUGAAUUUAUCACAGAAUCAAAGCAGUUGAGUGCUGAAGAGAAGGUCAAGCUGCUCUUGAGUCUACAAGAAGGGGUCAAAGACAGCGGAGUGUCGCAGGAGCAGCCUUUGGAUGACAACCAACCGAAAGGUGAGACUUGCGCUCCAGCACACUCGGCAGCUGCCAAGCCGGCGGCCCGAGCAUCCAAGUCGGUACAGCGGCGGCCGAACCAGGACUACACCAAGCUAGAUGAUUUCCUUCCCCCUUCACAGUGGGAAGCGUUGGAACGCGCUUACUCCAGUCGCGACAAGGCAGAGGUGUUGGCGGAGUGUUGUUUUCGCAUGUUGGCGCUUCGCUUACCGACGGAGCUCACAUAUGGCGCAAUGGCUGGCAUUGUUGGUCUUUUGACGGGUUGCAUGGGCAACCAGUGGGCGCUGCAAUGUAUAUUGCAGGAAGUCAAGAGCGAAUGGAAAAAGGUUCGAGGUCGCCUGACACUGAGUGGCAAGUACCCAGAUCCGAAAGAACUUUUGCCAGUUUUGCCCCUCACAUUCGAGGAUCUACCCGCGUCCAUACGAGAGACCUUCGGCGAAGAGAGACCGGCUUUGCCGCGUCAGAGGUCGCUUGAUGUGGAUGCGAUCCGUCUGGCAGCUGCCAAGAUCCCUCUGAACUCUGGCGACGGCAGGCAGACGUUAAUGGCUUCACCGGAGACAGAGAAGCGGUCCACCGGGAACACGACCACGCCGCGCAAGGCGACGCUGCUGGCGAUCGAAAAUGGACCGUCCGCACCUACGGCCCCAGAGCAAGGUAUGCGGCCGCAGGGGGUUAGCCCUGUCAAACCACCUGAGCCAUCGAAGAUGCCGUCACACCAGUGUCCAGAGCAGCGUCUGCUAGAGGCUUUACGUGACGAGGACGCCGAGCCAUCUAGACAGAAAGAUGCGCAGGCCCAAGCGUUGACCUCUGCUAUGAUCACUGAGCUGGGCGGCCAGGGUACCGGGCAUGUCAUGAAACGUCCGGCCGCAUUGAAGCGACCGGUCUUCGAAGAAGCCGAAGACGAGCGGGACUAUCGUUGCAGAGUCCGCCGGUGA
Molecule: messenger RNA, 1083 nt
Organism: Durusdinium trenchii
Lineage: Eukaryota; Dinophyceae; Suessiales; Symbiodiniaceae
Source: the annotation of a GenBank genome assembly